Entrophospora sp. SA101 is the source of this 1152-nucleotide messenger RNA. NCBI's taxonomy places the organism in Eukaryota, Fungi, Glomeromycota, Glomeromycetes, Entrophosporales, Entrophosporaceae. The record is from the annotation of a GenBank genome assembly.
AUGCAUGUCACUGGCACAUUGGAGAAGGAUUGCAAUGCACCAAAAUUUUUUCAACUUCGUCUUGAAAACCCUCAUGCAUUCAUCAAUUGGUGUGAACGUGAAUACAACGCAACCCUAGAAUGGAAGAAACUUGAAAAUGUUGGAAAUGAAUUUGCUAGGACUAUUGUUUGGGAUGAGAUCAAGAUGCUUGAAUAUGAUCAUCUGGUAUUAUCAUUUAUAAUAGAUUUCACCCAACCACAAAAGAAAUUUCAACACAUAAUUUCUCAAGUGUUUGACAAAAAUGAUAAAGAUUCCAUUGCUGUAAAACAGUUCUGGAAUGAAUACAAAAUAUUAGAUGCUGAAAACACCCUGAAACUUGUUGAAAAACAAACUUGCAAGUGGCAAUUUCUGAUUAGUGAUGAUGAUGUAUCUGAUGUAAAUUCUUAUUUAUCAGUAUUUAAUACAAUUUCCAAAAAAGAAACAGAAUGGAAAUUAAAAAAUGGAAAGUUAGUUACAGAAAUUCUUGCAGAAGGAACAAUGAAGACAAUGGAAGCUUCUAAAACAAAUACUAAGAGACCAAAAGCUUUUUACAACAAUGUUAUUCGUCUUGGAUUGUCAUACAUUGUAGAUCUCACAUCUGAAUUUGAAAUUGGAAUGCAUACAUUCUUUGGUGAAGAAUGGGAUGAUCUUAAAACCAAGGUGUAUGGUCAACUCAAUCUCACACCAUUGCAUUUUGAGGGCAUUAUUCUUGAAACCAUAAAAGCUAUUGAAGAGGCACGAGAACUUAUAUUGGAUAAGAUGAAAAAAUCAGUCAGCCAGUGUCAAGUACCAACAAAUUCUCAAAAUAUACUUUUUGAUUUUAGACAUGUUUUUUGCAAAAAUCCAUAUGUGUUUAUUUGUGAAGAUGGUCAAAAGAGAAAGCUUACAGAGAUGGAAUAUGUGCUAAAGGUAGUGGCACCUAUCCUAGAUGUUGUGUUCUCCAAUGUUUCAAGCAUGAUCAAUCUUCGCACAAAAUGCCGAAAAAUUGACUUAAGAAUCGAAUGCAGAGUCCAAGGUAUGGAAGUUGUGGAAUUAAGUCAUUCUUCGGCUGCAUCAAGUGCAAUGCCUGCAAAGACUGUAAGAGAUCGUAGUAAUGUUAUAGAACCAAUCAAUGCAUACUUAAUGAAUUAUUGA